This is a messenger RNA of Hymenoscyphus albidus, 2392 nucleotides long. The record is from the annotation of a GenBank genome assembly. NCBI's taxonomy places the organism in Eukaryota, Fungi, Ascomycota, Leotiomycetes, Helotiales, Helotiaceae.
GCCGGUCAGAAACUCAAAGCCACGGUAUCUCCUCACAUCACUUCCACACUUGAGUUUUCUGAAAAUGCAGUUUGAUUGUCGACACAUGCCAGGAGAACAAAGCGAAGGACGUGCUGGCGCCAAACUCUGUAAUCAGGCACCACACCUUUCAAUCUCUAUCAUUCCUUAGGUAUUGGUCCAGCUCUGGUAUUUUCUUUUGCUAGUGCUUCCAUCGGUCGAGUCUCGGCUAGCCAGUGAUCGCUCAUUGACCCGCAGAAGUCGUAACGGUCGAGGGAUCUGGGUUGUAAAACGGGUUUGCAUGGUGCAGUAAGCGCACGAUACCACUACAGCUGUUACUAAAGAAGCUGGGAGUGCUGAUCUCUUUCUCGUCCCCUUAUCCCAAACCCUUGGACCGUGGACGACGCUUUUUUGUUUUUGCUUCUGGCACUUUGCAUAAUUGAUGACUUAUCCUUACCGAAAACGAAAACGUGAUGUUACUUCGAAGUACUUCUGCCUUUCACUCCAUCCAUGUUACGCUUUUGACGCCCCUGAACCUCUGGGGCCAGCUAGGUUCUUGACAUCAAUUCGCCAUCUUGUAUAACAGAGCAGCCUUCCCGAGUCUAAAGUAUCGCACUUCUCCGUUGAGGAUUUUACGUCUACACAAAUCGUUAUACGGUUGGCGAACCUCCAUCUCACUUACUCAUGAGCGACUUCGUCACCGAGGCCUUUACUCUUUUGAGUCUUGGUCUUGUUACCAUUGGGCUCCGAAGCUAUGCUCGCUAUUCGUCUGUUUCACUCCGCGGCUUCAAGCCUGAUGACUAUAUUAUGCUGCUUGCUGGGGUAAGUAACGAUAGUUCUAGUUCCCCUGAUACCAGAAGCUGCAUUCUGGAGAUAUGCUCUAACAUCGUAAUGAUAGGCUGUUUACGCCUUGGAGACCGUUGCAGCAUGGUCGGUUGGUGCCAUAUCACACGGUCUUGCCAAUAAUGGUAUGACAGACGAGGAAAGAGCUUCACUCGUUGUGAACUCGCCUGAAUGGAUCAUUCGAGUUAAAGGCUCCAAAAUCCAACUGAUAGGAUGGUCGCUCUAUACCUUGCUGUUGUGGCUGUUGAAGUUCUGUAUGUGUGUGUUCUAUGAACGUUUAACGUAAGCUACUCUGCCAACUUCUUACAAACCUUUGGUGGUUAUACUUGCAGCUCGCUAACAGACUAUGUGCUAUUCUAGGGAGGGAGUGGAUGAUAUGAAGCUGAGAGUUCGAUUAGGAUAUGUGAUUCUUUUUGUUACUUACCUCGCCGUGGAGAUGUCCAUCUUGUUUGGGUGUCACCCUUUCAAGAAAAACUGGCAGAUCAAUCCAGACCCUGGCAGUAAGUGGUGAAGAUUGUCCACGCACAUUGCCCUUUUGCUUAACGUCUUCUGCCAGAUCAUUGUCAACCGGCAAUCUCUCACGUCGAUUUGUAUGUGACCGUGGUUCUCAAUGUUUUCACGGAUUUAUAUUUAAUGUCAAUCCCACUGCCUGUAAGCCUCUCCUUUACACUCUCCGAGAAUUGCAAUGCUAAUUCCUGCAGAUGAUGUGGCGUGCCAAUAUCCCAUUUCGCCGCAAGACCCUCCUCAUCGGCAUGUUCAGUGGAGGUAUUUUCGUGAUGACGGCCGGUAUAUUACGCUGCAUCCUAAUUCUUCGCGACCCCGUAGGAGGCGCACAACAAGCAGGAUCGUGGGCAGUCCGAGAAACCUUCGUCGCAGUGAUAAUAGGCAAUAUCCCCAUGAUCUACCCGUUCGUCCGUCGAACCAUACGACGCAUCACCGAAAGUGUCACCUUCCGCUCUCUCACCCGCUCACAAGGAGCCAAUUCCAGAGCGGACCAUGCAGGCGAAUUCCACGCCACGCCUGGCGGUAGUCUUGACCCUAACCGAAAGAAGUUUAGCGGUGGAAGAUCGAUGCAUCCAUUGACGACUAUGGGAGCUACCAUGGUGACCGGUACGACGAUGACCGGUAGCCAGGAACUUAUCGUGAAGCCCGAAAAGACCGCAGAGGAGACUUCGCAGUCCUCGCAGGCCUCGCAGACCUCGGACAAGUACAAUAGAGUGUCGAGAGAGGGGAUUUAUGUAGUAACUGAGACCAUUAUCCAAGCUAGAGACAGAGAACGAGGGGAGGUUUGUCCGAAACCUUCUACUCAUCUUGCUGCUGAACGGCCGACGGAAAUUUCGACGGGACAAGAUAAGACGGAUGGGUAUCAUGGGAAUGUAAGUUCAGAGAUAAAGGAGACACAGUAGUAAUAUAGCAGAGCUGAUGGAUCGAAGGGCUACAGAAGAUUUUCUGAGAGACUAAUUAGCUGCAACGAAGAACAAAGGAUGCAAAGUUUUUAAUGAUUCUCACCUCGUAUUACUUCUUUGCACAAAGUAUACUGCGAGCGUAAGCU